This is a messenger RNA of Athalia rosae (coleseed sawfly), 3481 nucleotides long. RefSeq names its product Y-box factor homolog (gene yps). The coding region runs from base 99 to 1169 and encodes 356 amino acids. The record is from RefSeq and is a predicted model, not a curated record. Gene Ontology annotation, cellular component: nucleus. Gene Ontology annotation, molecular function: nucleic acid binding. NCBI's taxonomy places the organism in Eukaryota, Metazoa, Arthropoda, Insecta, Hymenoptera, Athaliidae. The transcript has 7 exons. Gene Ontology annotation, biological process: regulation of gene expression.
AUGUUGGGAACAUUAGAAGGGAACCAACAGUACAACUAGAAGGACGGGAACACCUAGGUUCGGCAGCGGCGUGUCGUUUAACACCUAACACCACCACAAUGGCUGACCCGGAGAAGCAGCCCGAACAACCAAAGGCUGUACAGCAGAAGCAGGUCAUCGCUAACAAAGUGACCGGGACUGUGAAGUGGUUUAACGUAAAGAGUGGCUACGGGUUUAUCAACAGGAAUGACACCAAGGAGGAUGUGUUUGUCCAUCAAUCGGCCAUCGUAAAGAACAACCCUAAGAAGGCUGUGCGCAGCGUGGGAGACGGUGAGGUCGUAGAAUUCGACGUGGUAAUUGGCGAAAAGGGUAACGAGGCGGCAAACGUAACCGGCCCCGAAGGAGAGGCGGUCAAAGGAUCACCUUACGCGGCAGACAAGCGUCGCGGAUAUCGCCAAUGGUUUUACCCACGUCGAGGAGGCGCCAGACCUCCACGAAGACCCCGCGAGGGUCAAGAAGGGUACGAGUCCGGUGAAGGUAAGACCGGAGAAGAUGCGAGCGCCGGAGAAGGUGGCGGACAACAACGUCGAUACAGACCAAGACGUCGUUACGAUGGAUUCUACCGAGGAACACGUCGUUCUGGUCCCGGAGGUCAUCAACAGCACCAGGGCGAGGGCGGCGAAGAGGCAGGCGAGAACAUCGAGCAGGGCGGCGAAGGAGUUGGAGAAGGAAAUGCACCCCGCGGGGGAGGCGGAGGUCGUGGGCGCGGCGGACCACCAAGGAGAUUCUUCCGCAGGAACUUCAGAGGUGGAAGAGGAGGCGGACCGCCCAGACGUCCACGAAGCCAGGAUGGCCAGGUGAGUGAGGAGGAAGAGGGUGCCGGGGAAGGGGGCCAGGGUGGCGGGGGUUCGCAGAGACCCCUACGCCCCCGCUACAGACGUCGUGUACCCCGUCUACCUCGUCCAAAUAACCAUCUUCAGGGCGCCAACAAAGAGAAUCUCCAGCCCGCGGCUAACAAAGCUGAUCCUACUCAUGUACAAGCCCCUGCAGCCAAGACCCUCUCAGAGGGCGGCGACAAGCCUGUCAAGUCGGAGCAGAAGCCGGAUGCACCUAAGGAUGCACCUGCACCUGCCCCCGCUCCACAGGAGAGUCAACCGGUGCAGAACACCACCACUGAAAGCACUGCUUAAGGGAGAUGAUUGCCGCUGUAGGGUGUAAAAAAUGGACAUCUCUUAUAUAAUUGAAACAAAAAUACAAUGAAGAACUAGAGUGGAACUAAGAAACUGAAGUUUGGAUUUAUGGUAAAUUAUAUAUUACAUGUGUACAGCGGCAAUAUCAUAACUCUUAGCAGAGUCGCAGCAACAGCAGCAGAAAACAGCAGCAGCAGCAAAACCGCAACAACAACAACAAAACAACAACAACAUACUAUAAAAAUUAUUUAAAAAAAAAACUUAAAAAAAAAAGAAAAAAUCCCCCAAACUAAAAAAAAGAAGAAAAAAAUCUAAAAAACCAAAAAAAAAAAAUCAAAAAAAAAAACAUGCAAACGAAUCAUACAAUCCGUACACUACCCCACGAAAACAAGGAAUGAAACAAAAAUAACUAACUUAGACCCUCCCCCCACAAGGAAUUAGUAGAGAACGUCAAAAUAACGGAAACGGUGAGUUUCUAUUCGUAUUAUUUGUGAAUAAAUAUCGCUAUUUGAGAUUGCGAUAUGAAUUCAAUGAUCAAAUUAUGAAAGAAAAGGAGAAGGGGAAGAAGAAGAAACACGUCAUACGCAAAGUUUAAAUCAAUCAGCUAAUAUAAAAUUUGAAAUUUCUAUCUUACUAUGAAUAUUGAAAAAAAUUAAUUUGAAUUGAAAAAGUAAACUUGUGGCAGGGCUCAACGCGCGGGGUUUAAUUAAUUAUUUCUUUCAUAGUUCAACAAUAAUUAAUUCAUAAUGAAAUAUUAGUGUUGUGUUGGAAUAAUUUCGUGGUGUUUUGUUGGACGAGUAUAAUUUUGGUGUUGGUUUUUAUUGGUCAUUCUUUUUUCUCUUAUUUUUUCAUCGUAAAUAAUGAAAAGAGAAUGAAUUAGUAUUCCGCGAUUGUUAAUAUAUUGGAAAAAUAUUACCACGUGGGUAUCCAAACCAUCACCGAGAAAAGAAUCAAUUGUAUGAUUGUAGAAAUUUGAUGAAGAGAAAGAAAAACAGAAAUCAAUAAAAAAAAGCAUUCAAAAAUAAAAUCAACAAGGUGGAGAAUAAUAUCGUAUACCUUUUAUUAAACAAGGGGAUUUUUAUGUCACGUAAAAAUAAUAAUGUUAGAAUCGUACGACGCAUGAAGGGAUGAAAAUAAUUUCAACAAUUUUACAAAAAAAAGAAAACAAGAAUGAAAAAAAAGUAAUCAUUUUGCGAAUACAUGCGGCGGCAAAAUUUUGUAACACUAAGAAAUCAUUAGUCAUCAAUAAUAAUAGUAAUAACAAUAAUCAUUGAAUCGCAUUAAAGUGAAUUGUAAAAUAUUAAUAGACAAGGAAGAGAAUAGAGAGAUUCGGCAGAGAGUCGGUAUAAUCUGGUUGCAUAAUAAAAUUAUGAUUUUUUGCUUAAUAUUAACAUGCAUAUAUAUAUUUUUUUUUUAAUUUUCUCGUUUUCGUUUUCAUUGACUUUGAACAACAUGGAUUUUUUUUUCGAACGUAUUUGACCAAGUUCUAUACUGAUGAUGACUAUGAUCAUGAUAUUAUACGAUUUCUAUAUUGAGUAAUAAUUUAGUUUGAUAAUUGUUUAUUAGGUUUUUUUCUUUUCUCUUAUUCUGUGAUUUUCAAUUAUACCCUGAGACCAAUUGAUGCGAAUUGAACGUAGAUAUCUUGUCUGAUUUAUUGAUCGAUUCUUAUCACUCUUGAGAAACAAAAAAGGGAAACAAAUUUCAAAGAAUAAUUUACACUAUAAAAUUAUAAUUUACAACUCACCUUAUAUACACUUUUAAGUAUAUACAUACGCAUGAUCAAAUGAUUAGGUAAUAAUGAGACUAAAAAGCAAAUUUAAUCAUUUGUAAAAUUGCGAAUUACGAUUAUUGUAAAACCGAUUGAUGAUCAUAUUUUUACAAUUCAACAAUUAUAGCAAUAAUAUUAAAAAAAAUUACCCCUGGUGGGUUGUACCGAGAACAAUGUGUAACGACUUUCAUUCAUAUUCUAUAGUGUUUAUUAUUAAAACUGCAUGAUUUUUCCAAGAAUAUUUUUAUCAUAAUAUUCCUACAUCGAAGAAUUUCGGGAGCAGUACUUUGUUAUUUGUGGAUGAAAAAUUGCAACAAAAUAUCUGAACAGGCAAAAACAAUGAAAACAUAAAAAAACACGACCUUGAUUACCUCUUAGAUAAAUUAUUUCUAUUAUAUUUAUUGUAUCUCUUCUUUUCUCUUUCAAUUUGCAGUUCAAAUUAAACUUUUUUCUCAUCUCCAAUUUGAAAUUUAUAAAACAAGCUGAGAUCUAAAAAUGAAAACCAAGAGGAAAUAAUAAAGCAUACCAUCAUUUCUACAGAUAA